Acanthamoeba castellanii str. Neff is the source of this 792-nucleotide messenger RNA. RefSeq names its product methyltransferase domain containing protein. The record is from RefSeq and is a predicted model, not a curated record. NCBI's taxonomy places the organism in Eukaryota, Discosea, Longamoebia, Acanthamoebidae. The transcript is spliced from 3 exons. The coding region runs from base 1 to 792 and encodes 263 amino acids.
AUGGACUUUGGUGAUGUGGAGUACUGGGAGCGGUUCUAUCGCCGCUACUUGCCUCCUGCCAAGCCGCCUGGAGAAGGGGAGGCAGCGCUGUCGACCGGAGCUGACAGGGGGAGCGGCGGGGCCGAGCAGCAGCUGCUGGAGCAGGACGAGUGGUACUUGGAGGCGUCGGCGCUGGUGCCUCGCUUGCUGCCAUGCCUACCGAGCUUGGCCGAGGAGGGCCAACUUCCGGCCGUGCUCAUGCUCGGGUGCGGAAGUUCGCGCUUGAGCGAGCUGCUGUACGAAGCGGGCUACCACCACAUCACCAACGUUGACUUCUCGCCCCUCGUCAUUGCCAGCAUGCAAGAGAAGACCCGCUCGGCGUGCCCCACGCUCCAGUGGCUCGUCGCCGACGUCACCCACAUGCCCGCCAUCGCCUCUUCCAGUUUCGACGUGGCGAUCGACAAGGGCACACUCGACGCCAUCAUGUCGGCAACGGAGUGGCAGACCAGCGCGCCGGCAAUGGGUGCCGAAGUGCAUCGCGUGCUCAAGCCGGGAGGACUGUGGUUGCUAUGCAGCUUCGGUGACGACAGGGCCGAGUGUGUGGACGAGCAGCUGUCCGAGCUCGGUGCUGAUGCCGAUCCCGCACUCAACCGGUGCGAGGGACGGUCGGAGCGAUGGCACGCCGUACGAGAGCGGAUCGCGCUGCCUGCCCACUCGCCAGAAAAAGAAGCUGGCGGAGGAGGAGCCCUUGAGGAAGAGGAGGCGGGGGCGUGGUACCUUUACGCCUUCACUAAGCUCCCUGCGGGGGAGUAG